This is a messenger RNA of Jatropha curcas, 3372 nucleotides long. RefSeq names its product transducin family protein / WD-40 repeat family protein. Gene Ontology annotation, molecular function: chromatin binding; protein binding. NCBI's taxonomy places the organism in Eukaryota, Viridiplantae, Streptophyta, Magnoliopsida, Malpighiales, Euphorbiaceae. Gene Ontology annotation, biological process: DNA-templated DNA replication; DNA repair; mitotic cell cycle. The record is from RefSeq and is a predicted model, not a curated record. Gene Ontology annotation, cellular component: nuclear replication fork.
CUCCCGCCAAAAUCCCAAACCCCCAAUUUACCCGCCAAAAACCCUAAAACCAGAGCCGAACACUGAACAAAGGAAAUUCUAAGAAGCGGAAAACUAAAAACCUCUAAUCGCAAAAACCAGAGCCAACUCGUUUCCAAUCUUCUAAAUCUCUCACCAUGAAAAUUCGUACACUGAAGCUACGAGAAGCCCACAAAUCCUCCACCAUCAAUGGCGGUCAUCCUUCCUUCUGCUCCAUCUUGUGGGACUACAAUGCCUGCCACUUGGUCACGGCUUCCUCCUCCGAUUCAGCUAUCUGCAUUCAUGACCCUCUUCUCAUUUCAGAUGGGCCCAGGAUUCUCCGCCACCACCGUGACGGCGUCACAGCUUUAGCACUUAGUCCCAAUUCUACCUGCCUUGCCUCUGGAUCUAUUGAUCAUUCCGUCAAGCUCUACAAGUUUCCCGGUGGUGAGUUUGAGACUAAUAUUACUAGAUUCACACUGCCAAUACGUGUUCUUGCAUUUAACAAGUCAGGGAGCAUGCUAGCUGCUGCUGGUGAUGAUGAAGGCAUUAAACUUAUUAAUACAAUUGAUGGUUCAAUUGCAAGGGUUCUGAAAGGACAUAGAGGACCUGUUACUGGCUUGGCAUUUGACCCUAAAAGUGAAUAUUUGGCAUCAGUUGAUUCACUUGGAACUGUAAUAUUCUGGGAACUACAGUCUGGGAGUAUGUUGCAUACCCUUAAAGGUGUUGCUCCUGACACUGGUUCAGAUAUUUCUAAUAUGAAUAUAGUUAGCUGGAGUCCUGAUGGGGAGACGUUAGCUGUCCCUGGUUUAAGAAAUGAUGUGGUGAUGUAUGAUAGAGAUACAGCUGAAAAAUUGUUCUCAUUGAGAGGUGAUCAUGUACAACCUAUAUGUUUCUUGUCUUGGUCACCAAAUGGCAAGUAUAUGGCUACUUCUGGUUUAGACAGGCAGGUUCUAAUAUGGGAUGUUGACAAGAAGCAGGAUAUUGAUAGGCAGAGAUUUGAUGAGAGAAUAUGCUGUAUGGCAUGGAAGCCUACUGGUAAUGCGUUGGCCGUUAUUGAUGUUAUGGGAAGGUAUGGCCUGUGGGAAUCAGUUGUUCCAUCUUCAAUGAAAUCUCCUAUAGAAGAUGUUCCAAGUUUGCAGUCAAAGAACAAUAAUGGGCUUCUUUUUUAUAAAGAGGAGGAUGAGGAGGCUAGUGCUUCUGGUAGUUUCAGUGAUCUUGGUGAAGAUAGCCUCGGAGAAUCAGAACCACCAUGCAGGAAGAGAUUAAGGAAACGGUCUGAAUUUGAUGAAGAACCAGAGGAAGACAUCAAUGAUGAGUUGAACUUGUUACCUAAGAUAGAACCCAGAAAAAAGGUGCAUCGUUCUGGCAAGGAAAACAUGGAUAAGGGAAAUGAGGGACUAAGAAGCACAGCAACAUCUGCUAGGUCGAAAAUGCAGGAGGCUUUUCAGCCUGGAUCAACUCCUCUGCAGCCUGGGAAGAGGCGCUUUUUGUGUUAUAACAUGCUUGGAACUAUAACUACAGUUGAACAUGACGGAUACUCCCAUGUAGAGAUCGAUUUCCAUGAUACUGGCAGAGGUCCACGAGUUCCUUCAAUGACGGACUACUUUGGUUUCACAAUGGCGGCAUUAAAUGAGAACGGAAGUGUUUUUGCAAAUCCUUGCAAGGGCGAGAAGAACAUGAGUACUCUUAUGUACCGCCCAUUCAGUAGCUGGGCAAACAAUAGUGAGUGGUCUAUGCGAUUUGAAGGGGAAGAAGUGAAGGCUGUGGCACUUGGCAUUGCUUGGAUUGCUGCAGUUACUAGCCUUAAUUUUCUGCGCAUCUACACAGAGGGUGGUUUGCAGAGGCAUAUUCUCUCCCUUGAUGGGCCAGUGGUGACUGCAUCAGGCUUCAAAAAUCAACUUGCUGUUGCCAUUCAUGUUUCUGAUUGUCUUCCAUCAAAUGAUCAGAUGCAGAUGCUAGAGUUCAGAGUAUUUGACAUAUCUAAUGGCACCCAGCCAUUUAGAGGACGUCUUCCGUUAAGUCCGGGUUCACAUCUAACAUGGUUUGGUUUUAGUGAAGAAGGCCAAUUAAGUUCAUAUGAUUCUAAGGGUGUCUUGAGGGUUUUCACAAGUCAAUAUGGUGGCAGUUGGCUUCCACUCUUCAGUGCUGCUAAAGAGAAGUCCAACGAAAACUAUUGGGUGGUCGGACUGAAUGCAAGCAAAUUGUUUUGUAUUGUUUGUAAGAGUCCAGAGUUGUUCCCACAGGUGAUGCCCAAACCAGUCCUUACUCUACUAAAUCUCUCAUUUCCUCUUGCUUCCUCUGAUCUGGGAGCCGAUGCCCUUGAAAAUGAAUUUAUCCUCAAUAAUAUGCACCUCUCUCAGAUUCAGAAAAGAAUAGAAGAAACAGCAGGCGCUGGUUUGGACACCGGUGCACUUGAUGACGAGGCUUUUAAUACUGAGGCAGCUCAGGAUAGAUGCAUUCUCAGACUGAUUGCAUCUUGCUGCAAUGGUGACAAGCUUGUUAGAGCUACUGAACUUGUAAAGCUUUUAACACUGGAGAAAUCAGUGAAAGGAGCGAUAAAGCUAGUUACAGCUUUGAAGCUUCCUAAUUUGGCAGAACGUUUCAACAGCAUAUUGGAGGAAAGAUUGCUGAAUGAGUCAAAGGAAAAUCUAAACCGUCCACUUAUAAAUUCAAGCAAUAUUGUGCUUCAUUCAACCAAUGUUACAGUCAGCAAGACCUUGGAUUUAUCAGGACAAAGCAAAAGUAUUCCAUUGUCAGCACCAAAACUCUCAGCCCCUUUGAUUAAACAGGAAAAGGAAGAAAGUAGCGAUGUGAACCAAACUGCAAAUGGGGAGACCAACAAAGAGAAAGUAAAAAAUGCUGGAAAUGCAAGUAUCUUUGGACAGACGAAGAUUGCAGAAUUAUCUAAAGUAAAACCUCAACAACGCCUCUCUGAUCCGUUUUUAAAGUCAUCAAACAAUCAAGAAACUGAAAAGAAAGAAGAUAAGAUAAAUCAGGUAAAAUCUCAGCGUCCUUCUAAUCCAUUCAAAAAGUCACUAAAUUAAGUUUUCUGUACUUGAUCACAUUAUCCAAACCACUUCUAAAAUGGGUUGGAUAAGUAUUUUGGUUGAACAAAAUAUUUGUUGUAAAUAUAUAGGUUCUGUUUAAUCUCAUCCAAUCCAAGUGUACCUCUUCUUAUUACUACAAUGACAAGUUUGCAUUGGACCAAUGAUUUGAGAUCUUGGGAAUCUCUACUUCAAUGUACAGAGAACUUCUUAACUUGAAAGAAAAGUGAGGCCCAACCAAUGACCAUUGCAUUUUACUGGUCAGGCUGGCUUUGGCUUUUUUUUCUUUUUUUUUUUCUUUUGGAAUAGAGUGGAAAUCUUCAAAGAA